AUGGCUGAUGAUACUCAGGCCGAUGACCUUCUCAUUCUUGAUGAGAAAUCCGCACCCCGCGCGGCUAGUCGAGCGAGCACUAUCAGCGAGCCGCAGGACACCAUGGAUCUGGAUGACCCUGCUGCGACAACUCCAAAACCUCGGCGUAAAAAGACUGAUGAUGCCAAGAAGGUUACCGAACAUACGGAGGAUCAAGAAGAAGAUAGCCAGGAACAGCUAGUGGUGAACCUCCUCGAAAUGGUCGUAGGUGCUACUCCGGAUGACUUGGCCACUCAACAGGACGAGAUAACAAGCACCUUGCUUCGCCUCAAGGAACUUCAAGACAAGCAGCCACCCAAGGUCUCGUUCAACCCAUCCAUUGCCAAUAGCCGCCGUGAGCGCCUCGAGGGCACACUCAUCUAUCUCACCUCCGAGCUCUCGGCCAUACCAGCCUCUAACUGGGCAUCUUACAAGAAGAAGCUCAUCCGGUUCUGCGAGUCCGAGACCAUCAUCAACAUGGAAUUCCCACAGCGUCUCUUGAAGGUUAUGGACAUCGUCUAUCUGCCUGAGGAAUUGGAAGCAAUCCCAAGAGAAGAGUUUGGCAGAAUGCAAAGCGUGGCGAGGGUUUGUGCUACGGCUGCCCAGGCCAUGGGCCCAGACGGCGAGAAUACGGAUGGCCUGGCGGAGAAGUGGGUUAGUGCCAAGGUGCAAGAUCUUGAGUUCUUGAAGAAGAUGUUUGGCUCGAUGCGAAACACGUUCCGGGCCUCUGGGUUUGAGCACACGAGGAUGCCUUGGGAGACGCAGGAUUAA
Molecule: messenger RNA, 789 nt
Organism: Trichoderma aggressivum f. europaeum
Lineage: Eukaryota; Fungi; Ascomycota; Sordariomycetes; Hypocreales; Hypocreaceae
Exons: 2
Coding region: 1-789 (262 amino acids)
Source: RefSeq, a predicted model, not a curated record